Molecule: messenger RNA, 1712 nt
Organism: Bursaphelenchus xylophilus (pine wood nematode)
Lineage: Eukaryota; Metazoa; Nematoda; Chromadorea; Rhabditida; Aphelenchoididae
Source: the annotation of a GenBank genome assembly
AUGAGUUGGCCGAAUGCAGAGGAGGUUUUCAACUUUGUGAGAAUUGUGGAGCCUGUUGUAUCGCUGGUUACGUUAGCGCUUAGUGUAUAUGGCGCUUGCAAAAUUUACAAUGUCUCGACGAUCAAUGGGAAUUUGAAGGUUAUUUUUGUAAGUUUUUUUUGAGAUGAACCUACAGAAGAGCCUUUCAGCGACAAUUUUUUUAUACGAAGUCUGUCUAUAACAAACGUUUUCCGAGGUCAAAAUUGAUCAGUGAAUCUUUCACCGAAACCCUGAAAUUUCUCGUUUACAGAUCACAACAGCGGCACUUUGUCUCUACUUGUCGAUAGCUCAUUCCAUCUACAAUUUCAUACCUCGGGAAUACUAUCAAACUUCCAGCGGCGACUACGGCCGUGCCUAUUUAUUGCAUGGAUUUGCGGGAACCAUUCAUUUUCUGAUUAUCGUUGUGGAAUUUAAAUAUUUGUUGAUUGCUAUAGAGAGGCUUUACGCAUACAGAGUAAGAGGAAGAUACGAAGAAUUCGGACAUGGAUUUUCCUUUCGACUGCUUGUGAUGGCGGUAAGGGCUUGAGAGUUAGCGAACUAUAAUGUAAAUUCUAUUACAGUAUAAUACCUCUUUUUGUCUUUAAAAGCGUCAAAUUUCUCAAUUACCUUGCUUUUUUUAAACUUAAAAGUUUGAUUUAUAAACCUUCCAGUUCCUCGCUUCACUGUGUAUACUGUCGUUUCGAAUGCGCGCUGCCUGGAUUGAAUACGACUACCUGCCGAUAGACGAAAGGCUGAUCAAGACGAUCCAUCCCCACUCGACACUCUGGGGGCACUUUUCGUGCUUCUUUCUUCUCUCCUCCGUUAUCACAGCCAUUGCUGCCAUGGUAAGUAACGUGAAUAAUUUAUAAGCAGUUGCGUCAAAUUUCAUUUCCGUAAGGUUUGUUUUAAAAUGAAUUUAAUAAUUUUCAGAUUUUUUACUGCCUACAUGUAACAAUAAAACGGGAUGAAAUCAUUUACUACCCGCUCCACGUGAGGUAUGAGAUUGAGCAAACAAAGUACGUGCUCAAGUACAUCUUGAGCCUUCUCUCAUUGGCCACUAUUCUGCUGGUUUGCUGUGUUCUGUAUUACGCCGUUAUAUUCUACUUGGUUCGUUGGAAAAAAGUGGAUGAGGACGGAUUUGAAGUGAAGAGUUUGGUUGCUGUAGGUGGAUUUGUUGCAUGAUUAUAUUAAAAAAUGCUUUGUUUUGAAGGCGCAACCGAGAUUUUGAGGGUUCUUGGCAGUGGGGAGUGGUCUCAGAGAGAAUCGAUUUUUUUGUCAUAUCUGCCAAACAACACACUGAUUUUGUUGUCAAUACUCGGAAAAGUGUCGAAUUUUUGCCAAAGUUUAGCAUAAAACUUACCGUUGUUUCUGAAGAACGCAAGGCAGUAAUUUUGCACAUGUCUUACCAAGCCUAACUGCAAACCUUUGCCAAGUUUUAUAAAAUUAUAAACGUCUCACAUCGCGCUUCUAUCUACAAAAUAAUUGAAAAAUUCUAGUUGAUCAUGGUUUCCUUAUGCAUUUACAACUUCACAUGCAUGCUUUAUAUGGUCAGAGAGUUCCCUCAACUUCAAAAAGCAGUCAGAAAAGACCUUCCAUUCCUUCAUCGACACAUCCUCGAGGAUCGGCCACACCGAGUAGUGCCUGCAGAUGAGGCUGACGCCUAUUUCAAACAACUUUCUCAUCAUUGGGCGUAA